AUGUCAGGGCCAAACCAUUCUCACACACCUUAUACCUAUGAUCCUACAAGUUAUGCUUCCACAACUAACACAGCUGCUUCAUCGACUGGCGAUCUAUCCCAAUCAUAUUAUGGAUACGAUUAUGCAGCGUAUUCCUCUAGUGUUCCAUAUCAAAGCAACACAAAUACUGGCGUUUACGAUGGCUAUGAUUACUCUACAUACGGUGGUAGUAGUUAUUAUUAUCCUACAACAGGAGUAUCAUCCGCACCAAAAGCAUCUACCGCGACUGUGGUUGAAGCACCUCCAGCCAUUGUAAACACUGUUUCCAUGUCUUCAAAUUCAAGCAAAUCUGGAAUUAUUCAUCAACAAGAUAGAGGAAUUAGCUCUGGUAUCCAUCAACCAAAGGACGACAUUGUAAGCGGGCAUCUUGACAUGCAAAGCGGGAUCAAUAAGCAAUCUGCUUCAAAAAAGAAACCAAAGACAAUUAUUAGAGCUGCAGGAGGUGAAAUUUGGGAAGAUCCAACAUUAUUAGAAUGGGACAUUAAUGAUUUUCGUUUAUUUUGUGGUGACCUUGGCAAUGAAGUCACGGACGAUAUCUUAUAUAAAGCAUUUAGUAAAUAUCCAUCUAUACAAAAAGCCAAGGUUAUCCGGGAUAAACGUACUAAUAAAAGUAAGGGAUACGGAUUUGUAAGUUUUAAGGAUGCGGAUGAAUUUGUCAAAGCUUGGAAAGAAAUGAACGGAAAAUAUGUGGGUAAUAGACCAAUAAAAUUACGAAAAAGCACAUGGAAAGAAAGGAACAUAGAUGUUAAAAAUAAAAAACACCAUCCUUACAAAUAG
Molecule: messenger RNA, 816 nt
Organism: Cetraspora pellucida
Lineage: Eukaryota; Fungi; Glomeromycota; Glomeromycetes; Diversisporales; Gigasporaceae
Source: the annotation of a GenBank genome assembly